Cydia splendana is the source of this 1081-nucleotide messenger RNA. RefSeq lists its product as uncharacterized. NCBI's taxonomy places the organism in Eukaryota, Metazoa, Arthropoda, Insecta, Lepidoptera, Tortricidae. The transcript has 12 exons. Bases 98 to 1081 code for a protein of 327 amino acids. The record is from RefSeq and is a predicted model, not a curated record.
AUAUAAUAAUGGUUCAGGACCACAUGAUUUGGCUGAUGAAUAUGACAUACAACUACAUAAUGACGCAUGGUUUGAGGAACACGAAGUAAUUAAAUCGAUGUAUGGAAAAUGGAGUUGCAGGUUACGUUUUAACUGUAACACACAUCUUAACAUUAACCCUGUAGAUCAAGGGUACACUUUUGUUCUGUGCAAUAUCACCGUGAUAAACCCUGAUUCAAAUGCGUCUACAACGCCAUCUCCUGCCGCCUUAGAGAAUAAAUCGGUCAUGGAUAUCAAUAAUCCUAACUUAUGGUACAUCAUCGGAGGAGUAGGUAUCAUCGUCCUUUUGAUCAUUAUCGGACAGACUAUAGCUCUGUGCUACUUCAGAAAAAAAGCACAACCACAACGCAGGAUGGACAAGAUGACACCUAGCAGUACAUUUGACAGAGGUGACCGAGCAAGAUACAGCGCGCCACCGUGCAAGAAGAGCAAAGACCCAGUUCCAGAGUGUGACAGAGACAGCCAUAUCUACGAGUUGGUGGUUGUCAACGGAAACUACAACAAGGCCUGUGAGCUGGCCGCAGCGGUUGAAAGCGAGGCAAGCGUACGGAACAUCAGAGACAGACCUCCGUUACCCCUACCACAUGAAAUGGAACCAGCCGAAGCUAUUCCACGUAAAAAACAGUCACGCAUGGCGUCCAUGGCUACGAACUUGAGGCUUUCUAUCACCGGCUCCAGCAAUCGGAGAAGCAAGAAGAAGGAGCUACCCCCACCGCCUGCGCAGAGUUCUAAGAAAGCCCCCGCCCGUCCACCGAAGCAGAUAGACGAGGAGAGCCUUCCUGGGUCCCUGAAGCGACCAGCGAAACCCGCGCCCGCUUCCGCUCCCGCUGCUUCUUCCGCCUUCAAGCCCAGCACCAUACCUGAGAAUACUGGUAAGACUAACGCAGACAUGUGUCACAUCACAUGUCCCAUGUGGACAUGUCGCAAAAUAGUACAAUUUGAGUACAUUUACAAGCACAUUUACAAGGACAUUAAAUUAACCAUAAAUAUAGUGUGGUCGUGCCAAGCAGUAUCUAUCCAGCACGACCACGACCUCUACUGA